This is a messenger RNA of Physcomitrium patens, 1999 nucleotides long. Its product is annotated as adenine nucleotide transporter BT1, chloroplastic/mitochondrial. The record is from RefSeq and is a predicted model, not a curated record. Gene Ontology annotation, biological process: transmembrane transport. Lineage: Eukaryota; Viridiplantae; Streptophyta; Bryopsida; Funariales; Funariaceae.
UUCUGCUGGAUUGAUCGUCGAUCGUUGUGGGAGCAAGGUCGCGCCCGACCCAAUUCAUAAGCAGGCACGUCAUGGAGCUCCCCCUGAGUAUGGACCUGAGAGAAUCCAGUUUCUAGUUAAUGGUGAUAACGAACCAGAGGAGUGGUGUUUAGAGUUUAUAACUUUGAACCGUCAAUAGACGAAAACUUUUUCCUCCGGAAAGAUUGUAGAGAGCGAGUUAUAUCUUCCAAAUAAUUUGGAGGGCAUUCAAGACAUUGGUGAUAAGCUGCAUAAUCAGUUAAAUUUGUGGUCACAAUGGCGGAUACACCUACUGAUUCUCUUCGCAACCAUUACCUGCUCACAAGGUGGGCUCCGGAGAGAGGCUUGGUUUCGGCAGAUGGAUUCCAAUGGAUUGAUGAACGGCUGCAAGAAGCGCGCGUAAGCUUGGUAAGGCCUAACAGUAUGCGGUUGAGAAGCAGAAACAAGGCAAGCGGGACGAAUGAUAUUUUUGGCAGUGGUACGGGUAGCAGUGUUAACAAAGGAGGCGCUCUUGGCUUCGCUAGCCUCACUGGAGGUCUUGCAGAUCCUCAGCGAGAAAUUAAGGAAACUGAGGACCAGGUGCUGGAUCAAGCUGACAGAGUUUUAGAGAAGGCAGAGGAUUUCGGAGGAAAGACUGAGGAAUAUGCUAAAGAUCAUCGGGUGCCCGUUCCACAGGCAAACCUUCCUUUUUUGGGGCCAGUUCGGAGCUUGGUGCUCAAGCAGUUAAUAUGUGGAGUUGUAGCUGGCGGGGUAGCUGGAACCCUGGUUACUCCGCUUGACAUCGUUAAGAUGCGUGUUCUUGGCGGUCAUGGAGGCCGCUCAGUUGGCCAAGUUAUUAAGAAAGUGGCAGAAGAGGAAGGAGCUGAUAUUUUAACGAAAGGAAGCUUCAGCAUUAGCAUUAUUCGUAAUUCACUUGACAAAGGCAUCCAGUUCGCAACUUACGAAGCAGUGAAGAGAACCGAAAAGAAGAAAGACAUGAAAGAUCCUAAAGUGUUACCUUUGCCUCGUGGUAUCCCCCUUGCCACAUUAGCGGGCGCUGCAGCUGGGUUCACAUCAACAAUAUUACUCUAUCCUUUUAAAGCUGUCAAUGACCGUAUAGUUUUGAAUAGUGGAGCAUACUCAGGCUUUUUCCCAGCUUUCGCUCAAGUCUAUAAAACUGAAGGUUUUCGUGAGCUGAUGCGGGGAAUAACUCCAGCCCUCAUUAAGAUGGUGCCAACUGCAGCUGCCAGCUUCUAUACUUACGAAACCCUCAAGGACAAGUAUCUGAAAGAGAAGGGUAAGAAAGAACUUGACAAUUGGGCUUCCCUGACAAUUGGCGCAGUAGCUUCUGCUGUAAGCACAACACUGACUUAUCCUCUACAAAUAGCUCAAAAGGAGAUCAGCUUCAGCGCGUUGCCCAAGGAAGCUGUGCAUGUUGGCAGGAAUCUUCAGUAUACAAAUGUCAUUCAAGCUUUGAACGGUAUCAUCGAAAACGAAGGCAUUGGAGGCCUUUAUCGUGGUCUACCAAUAGAAUACCUCGAGAUAGUGCCCAUGACAGCUAUCUCAUUUGCUGUUUAUGAGUUAGCAAAACGAGCUUUCAUUGCUGUCAACGAGGAGCGUCGAGAUGAGGCGAAAGGAUCUCCCGAUGAGUGACAACCAUCAGACAAGUCCAUUUCUCAAUCCAGGCUUUGCUGAUGCACCCUAACAUGAGCUACUCAGGAGUAGUCUUCAAUGUAUAAUAGUGUAUAUUAUUAACCAGUUAUGGUAUUGAUUUACAUUGUCCAGUCUGAUUGGUCAAUCCUUGAUUACCUGCUCAUUUUUACCAUUUAGUAGUUCUAAGAACUUCAAAUGACUCAACAAAACUCAAACAACUCGCAUGGACCGUGAUAACAGCACAUUUUCUGUGCAGCACAGAUAAUAGUUUGCUUAGGUUAUUAUUUAAUUAACUAAGUUUGAUGGAUGUGAUAUGAGUGAACACUAAACAGAAUGCAUUUCAUGAUAA